AACAGUUCAUUCAUCUCUUUUCACCACACGCAUGCACAUACCAAGAAAAUUCACAGGAUUCUGAUAGUUAUUUGGUGAAGGUUUUUCAAAGAAGGUUUAUCUUCACUGCUUCCACUAUUUAACUUGGGUUUUUCUAGCUGAAGAAAAGAACCAGAUUUCCUGCUGAUGUGAUUCCUCCUCCCCUCACAACUUCCUUAUCCUCUCUCACAGGCCAGCUACUGCUCUUUAGCUGAGAGGCCUGAGUAAGGAUUUGAACCCUUCACACUUUUGACAAAUCUUCAUGCACUUCAAAUAUUUUCGUUGUUUAAAGGAUCAGUGAAACCAUCCUGUUAUUUCUGCUCAAGACACUGUCAGCUAUUUCACAGGGAUGCCAAGAAGGUGACAGAGGACUCAGGAACCUCAGCUAUUUCACAGUAUGUGGGCUUCUCUGGGUCUUCUCUUGAUGUCAGCUCUCUGUGUGGAAAAGUUGAUUGCUCAACGCUGCCCACAAAUCUGCACCUGUGAUGGCAUCAAGCAACGUGUCUCGUGCUUAAACAAGAACCUCACAGAAGUGCCUGUUAGCAUUCCUCAGAUAACUCAGAAACUGGACCUCCGGCACAAUGAAAUCAAAACCAUCCCUGCAGGAACUUUCCUUCCUAUCCCCUACCUUACACACCUGAAUCUUCAGAAGUGUCAGGUGGAACAUGUUGAUGAAGGAGCCUUCAGAGGAUUAGGGCGGCUGGUCUACCUAAAUUUGGCUUCUAACAAUAUAGCCUUCCUCUACCAGGAGGCCCUAGAUGGCCUCUCCUCUCUCCAGCAACUAAUCUUAGAAAAUAAUCGCAUUGAAGAAAUAAAGCCAGGAGCUUUUGGACAACUGGGUUUCCUCAGUUUCCUUAACUUAGCCAGGAAUUCAUUGGUUUACCUGCCAGAUAUGGUUUUUCAAGGCCUUCAGUUGGUUAAGUGGAUCAAUUUGUCCCAUAACAUGCUCCACGUGAUUGCACAUGAGGCCUUUGGGGGAUUACCAACCCUUAGGAGGUUGAGCCUGGACCACAACGAAUUGCAGUUCCUCCCCACUGAAGCACUGUCUAGACUGUCAGGCACAAUCAAGCUGGAGAUAGGACACAAUCCUAUCACCUAUAUUGGUGAGGAGGCCAUUGAGAUGGCUUCACUGAAGCAGCUGUUCUUGGACAACAUGGCCCUCCAAGAUGUGUCAUACAGAGCAUUCAUCAGAAGCCCGCUCUUGCACACCAUUGACUUCCACAACAACCAGCUAUUUGUGCUGCAGCCCUUGAGAGAAAUGGCCCAUCUCAAAAAAAUCAACUUAACAGGGAACCCUGUGCUUUGUACUUGUAACAUGCGCCCUUUCAAAGAGUGGGCAGAGAAAGCCAGAAUUGACAUGGAUGUGGCAUGUGCUGGCCCUCCUGCCUUCAAAGGACAGCAGCUGGAAUCACUGACAGCAAGACAUAUGAAGUGUAGAGGUCGAGGCUAUGAAGAGGAGCUCCUUGCCAGCCUGUCUACUCUCACGAGGGAGCUAGAGGAAGAUGCUCCAAAGUGCCCAGAAGGAUGUGCCUGUUCACCUGAUUUCCAUCAUGCAAACUGUGAGAGCAGAGGGCUGCAGAGUAUUCCCAAAGGGUUUCUUAGCAACACCCAUCUCCUGGACCUGCGCCGUAAUGAGUUCCAUUCCAUACCAAAAGGCUCCUUCCCUGGCUUGAAAAACCUAACAUCACUCCAUUUGCAGAACUGCAAGAUAGCUACACUGCAGCCUGGUGCUUUCCAAAACCUGAAAAACCUAGUCUACCUUUACCUGUCCAACAACAGCAUCACUUCCAUAGAUGCUGAUGUUUUUGAAGGAACUAGCCAGCUUGCUUAUCUCUACCUGGACCACAACGGGUUCACCCAAAUACCCAAGGGUGCCUUCAGCCUCUUGCCCAACCUCUUUUCCCUCCAUUUGCAACAUAACUCCAUAAGUCAGCUAUCAGAUAAAGAUCUGGAAGGGAUGGAGAAGCUACGCUGGCUCUACCUAACAGGAAAUCAUAUAACACAUGUGUCCCUCAGAGCUCUGUGUGAUACCAAAAUGCUGGAGAAGCUGCAUCUAGAUGAGAACUUUUUGCAGGAAGUGCCCACCAGGUCCCUCAAAGAACUGCCCAACAUUAUUGAGCUGAAGUUGUCCAAGAAUCCCAUAAAACAUAUUGGGGAUGGAGCUUUCUUUCCAGUCUCAAGAUCCCUGCAGCACUUGUACCUGGAUAAUAUGGGGCUAGAACAGGUUUCUUCUGGUGCCUUCACUGGCCUAGGUCCAAAGAUAAAAAGUCUUUAUCUGGAGAAGAACAAAAUGCAUCAUUUGCCCACUCUGCAUAACUUUACAGCUCUGGAGGUCAUCAAUCUGAGUGAUAUUCCUUUUUACUGUGACUGCAAGCUUCUCCCACUACGCAAGUGGCUUGACAAGCUGAACCUGAGGGUAGGAGCCACCUGUGCCUCCCCGGCAGAUGUCCAUGGCCAGAAGGUGAAGCUCAUAACUUCCUUCCAAACCUGCCCAGCAUGGGGUACCAAGAAGGCCAAGAGAACCAGCUCACCUAAAGCCAAAGCUGGAAAGCGGUCCAAUAAGAAACAAUGGUCAGAAACUGUCCAAGUCAAGAGAAGCAAGAAAAGCAAAGCAUGAAAAAGGCCAGCAGGACUGUGGCUGCAGAUAUGCUUCUGAUCUUCUCAGCUAUUAGAGUCAAAGGUUAGACAGUAUGUGUUUAAAACCCACUUUAGGGCAGCAAUAGGAAUAUAUUUACAAGAGAGAAAGCAGAUGAAUGGUUAUGUGAUCUUCAGACUUUGGAAGAUGUAGAUUGAGAAUAAGAACUUUUCUGAAUUCAAACUCAGCAACAAAAACAGAUUAAUUCCUUAAAAUGUGCAACCCAUGGGGUUUUCAAGGCAAGAGAUUCUCUGAUACUUUAAUACUAAAUAUUUCAUCAGACAGGCAAGUCUCAUUGGCCAGACUAACUGGGGAAGAAGCAGCUGUCCUGUGUGUACAAAGAACCCCUUGUGCUCAGCAAACCACCCUUGUAUAACUUGGUGUGCCUUCCAGCCCCUGUGCAGACCAGGGCUUCCAUAGUUACAUUUUCAGCCACUGAAGUGAGAGAGAAUGCCAAUGGAUCACUUGAGGGUCUAAGAACUACAGUACCCUAGCUUGAAUGAUGUGGGCAGCUCAAUCUCAGAAGCAAAGAAGGACCACCUCUGGUUCAUUGAGACCACCAAAGAAGUCCAGGGUUGUUACAAGAGGUGGGCAAUGGCAAAGCACCUCUAAAUGUCCCUUGCCUUGAAAACCCUACCGGAUUGCCAUAAGUCAACUGCGACUUGAUGGUACUUUAUACCAUCACCAAGAACUCCUACAGCCAAACUGAAGGCACCUGAAACAAGCCCUACAUGGUGGUUGCUCUGUGCUGUGGCAGAAAAGUGUAUCUGACUGCCAAAAUCUUAUACCCUGGACAAAAUUGUUUGUCUUUAUGGUGCUACUGGACUUGAAUUGUGUUCUCGGAAUAAGACCAUGCUAGAGAGAAGAGAGGAACAUGUGCAUGUAAUUCUCAAGAGGGAGUGAACAUCUAUUUCUAAAAACAGGCAGUACAGACUGAGGAGGGGGACAAAGUCUCCCUCUUCUGUUAAGCUCCAUGGUUAGAAGCAUAAAUUUUCUCCCAGUUCUGCUCCUCAUCAGAGGUGAAAAUGAUUCUAACACAGCAACAGCUAAGCAAACAAGAGGGUAGUUGGCAGUAUUUAUACUCUAUCUCAGAAAAAGAUGUUAGUAUGGUCAGUUGAGGUGCAGUGGUUGAAAAAAUGGUAUGCUUCAGCACUAAAAUAUAGAAAAUGCUUCUGCAUUAGAAUAUAGUCCCAAACCAAUAUGACAUUAUCAUUCAUUUUAUGCGCUGCCUUUGUCAAAACCAUUAUUAUGUGCAUUAUUAAACAUGACAAUUUAAUAUAA
Molecule: messenger RNA, 3934 nt
Organism: Sphaerodactylus townsendi
Lineage: Eukaryota; Metazoa; Chordata; Lepidosauria; Squamata; Sphaerodactylidae
Gene: CHADL
Product: chondroadherin like
Exons: 7
Coding region: 416-2635 (739 amino acids)
Cellular component (GO): extracellular matrix
Molecular function (GO): protein binding
Source: RefSeq, a predicted model, not a curated record